ACUCAAUUCAAUAACAAUUUUUUAUGUAUUAUUCCAUAUGAAACUUUUCUAAACUUUUUCAAUUCGUUCAUUAUGGGUUUCUUCUGCAGCGAGGAGAUGGAUCUGUGCAUACUGCUGUUGCACAUGGAGAACGCCUUCAAUUGCCUAAUGGAGCUGGCACAUUUCGGUGGCAUGCAGUUUAAUAACGUAUUCGAAGCGGAUCACGUCUUCAAUGGCUUGUAUACGAAAAAAGUGCUGCAGUGCAACGAUUUGCUGCGUAUUGUCGACUAUUUGACGGCACAACUAAAGAAAGCGAAUAUCACGGAAGUGUAUUAUGCCGAUGUGGAUACAGUGUAUCGGCCACACGAAUCAAACGUAUCUGAGUAUGAUCUCAAGCUGCGUCGUUACUAUAAGGAUUCGACAGCAGUGAACGAACACUUUACAGCGCUGGAUAAACAGUAUAUCUACAUGAUGGAAAAAAAAUUAGCAUUGGACAAAGUAAAUGACUUUCUGCCGAGCGAGGGAUCCAAUUCGAAAGCGCCUCUUUAUACGGAGGAGUCAAUUGUUCAACUUAUAAAGGAUCAAUCUGAGGGUGAUCCGAGUAGCUUAAAACUGAAUUAUAUUCUGGGUUGCAUGCUCUUGGAGAAGUUUGCAGCAUUUGAGCUGAUGGUCUAUCGUUUCUUUGGCCGAAUUGUGCUCGUCCGCCACACUGAGUUGCCAGCGCAGACCAAUGACUCGGGCGAUCAUCACCCGGAUGCAGCUCAAAAGUGUGUUGUAUUUUUGAUAACCAACUCGGCAGCGAUUCGUUCGAAAUUGCUUAGGCUCUGUCUGGCAUUUCAUGUUGUCAUCUUUGAGUGUCCGGAGAAGCCAACCCAACGUGCAGAGAUGAUCGAUCGACUGGAAAAGGAUACAGGCGAUUUGGAAGUGGUGCUGGCAGAAACGCGCAAAACGAAUGAACGAUUGCUAGCUAAUGUUGCCAGCGAUCUGUAUAUAAUGCGCAUUAAUUUACGCAAAUGCUUGAGAGUUUACGACUUGCUGAAUCGCUUGUAUGUGGUCGGUUUAUUGGAUCAUCCAAAAUAUUUACAAGCCGAAUGCUAUGUGCCCACAUUGCUAAUCGCCGGCGUGGGCGAUGCACUCGAGAAGGGAAUCAAUUCAUCGGGCGGCGAGGACAAAUACACAGCACCGCUAUUGGUCAAACGUACGAUCCAUCAGCCACAUAUCCCGCCCACAUAUUUUAAGCUGAACAAAUUUACGCACGGCUUUCAGAAUCUCAUCAAUUCGUAUGGCAUCGCCGACUAUAGAGAACUCAAUCCGGCUCCAUAUACAAUUAUAACAUUUCCAUUUCUAUUUUCCAUAAUGUUUGGCGACCUGGGCCACGGCAUCAUAUUGACCAUUUUCGCCUGCUUUAUGAUCUUUCAGGAGAAACGUAUCGAGCUCAUGAAUCGAACGACAAUCAGCGAGAAUGAGAUAAUAAGUAUUCUGUAUAGCGGACGCUAUAUCAUUUUGCUAAUGGGCCUAUUUUCUAUAUAUAUUGGCUUCAUCUACAAUGACGUCUUGUCGCGGUCAAUGAAUUUAUUCACUUCCAGCUGGGCGUGUGUGUACAAUGACUCAACAGUCAUGGAUCUGACCACACAAUUGACAUUGAAUCCCAAUGAUCCGCGCUUCUAUACAGGUCAUCCAUAUCCGUUUGGCGUCGACCCCAUAUGGAAAAUCAGUGGCGAAGAUUCCAUAAUCACUUUCAACUCGCUCAAAAUGAAACUGGCCAUCAUUUUGGGCAUAUCCCAAAUGAUGUUCGGACUCUCAUUAGCGGCAGCCAAUUGCAUUCAUUUGAAUCGUAGAUCUGACUUAUUUCUUGUCGUUAUUCCACUUUUUAUCUUUAUGACCUGCUUGUUCUGUUAUUUGGUGUUCCUCAUCUUCUUCAAGUGGCUAACUUAUGGGGGCUUGAAGCAAGCUCCGCACAAUUCGGCGUGUGCACCGUCUGUGCUAAUCACCUUCAUCGAUAUGAUGCUGAUGAAGACAUCGGAGUCGGAGGAAAAGGACUGUAAUGUGGGCAUGUUUCCACAUGAGCGAAAUUUGGAAUAUAUUCUCGUCUUUGUGGCCUUUGCCAUGGUGCCAUUGUUAUUAGCCGGCAAGCCGAUCUAUUUAACGUAUCGGCAACAGCAGCUGAUGAAGAAACGCAAAAAGGAACGGGAUCUGGAGGAAUUGCAUCGCAGCAGUCGGAACACCAUUAAGGAAAUGCGUUCCUCCUUACGCUACACCGUCGAUCCAAGGGAUUCGGAACGGCGCUCUUUGCACCACAGGAAUCAAGUAGUCACCGAAGCAAUUGAGUUUGAUAUGUCCGAAAUUUGGAUACAUUCGGGCAUACAUACGAUUGAGAGUGUUUUGGGCUCUGUUUCGCAUACCGCCUCGUAUUUGCGCCUGUGGGCCUUGUCGCUAGCUCACAGCCAAUUGUCGGAUGUGCUAUGGACUAUGGUGCUCGAGAAGGGCCUAAAGAAUAAUUUAUCACUCUACACUGGCGUUCCCAUGCUAGUUGCAUCCUUCUUCAUCUGGGCCAUAUUAACGGUCGCCAUAUUGGUCAUGAUGGAGGGCUUGUCGGCAUUUUUGCAUACUCUGCGCUUGCACUGGGUCGAGUUUCAAUCGAAGUUUUACAAUGGGGCCGGUGAACCGUUUCGCACCUUUUACUUUCCACCCUCAACUAUACGUGGCUAAGCCAAUGUUUUCUAU
Molecule: messenger RNA, 2703 nt
Organism: Drosophila hydei
Lineage: Eukaryota; Metazoa; Arthropoda; Insecta; Diptera; Drosophilidae
Gene: Vha100-3
Product: V-type proton ATPase 116 kDa subunit a
Exons: 1
Coding region: 73-2688 (871 amino acids)
Biological process (GO): vacuolar acidification; proton transmembrane transport
Cellular component (GO): plasma membrane; vacuolar proton-transporting V-type ATPase complex; vacuolar proton-transporting V-type ATPase, V0 domain
Molecular function (GO): ATPase binding; proton-transporting ATPase activity, rotational mechanism
Source: RefSeq, a predicted model, not a curated record